AUGAAGAGGACAAAGUCGGGUGGGUUUGAUGGUGUUUGUGGCUGGGGCCGUGGGCCCCAGACUGACUCUGAACUGGAAGCUGCAAGGUGGCACCUGCCUGUGAAGAAGCUGAGCUUGCCCCUUGCCAAGCCACAGCUUUCUGAGGAACAGGCUGCUGUGCUGAGGGUCGUCCUCAAAGGCCAGAGCAUUUUCUUCACUGGAAGCGCAGGGACAGGGAAGUCCUAUCUGUUGAAGCGUAUCCUGGGCUCACUGCCACCCACAGGCACGGUGGCCACAGCCAGCACUGGGGUGGCAGCCUGCCACAUCGGGGGCACCACCCUCCAUGCCUUUGCAGGCAUCGGCUCAGGCCAGGCGCCCCUGGCUCAGUGUGUAGCCCUGGCCCAAAGGCCAGGCGUGCGGCAGGGCUGGUUGAACUGCCAGCGGCUGAUCAUUGACGAGAUCUCAAUGGUGGAGGCAGAACUGUUUGACAAGCUGGAGGCCGUGGCCAGAGCUGUCCGGCAGCAGAACAAGCCAUUUGGGGGAAUCCAGCUCAUCAUCUCUGGGGAUUUCCUACAGCUGCCGCCUGUGACAAAGGGUUCCCAGCCCCCGCAGUUCUGUUUCCAGGCCAAGAGCUGGAAAAAGUGUGUGCCAGUGAUCCUGGAGCUAACCGAGGCGUGGAGGCAGGCGGACCCGAGCUUCAUCUCUCUGCUGCAGGCUGUGAGGCUGGGCAGGUGCUCAGAGGAGGUAGCCCGCCAGCUCCGGGCCACAGCCGCCCACAAGGUAGGAAGAGAUGGGAUCGUGGCCACACGGCUCUGCACCCACCAGGAUGACGUGGCCCUCACCAACAAGAGACAGCUGCGGGAGCUGCCAGGUGAGGUACACAGCUUUGAGGCUUUGGACAGUGACCCUGAGCUGGCCCGAACCCUGGAUGCCCAGUGUCCCGUCAGCCGGCUCCUUCAGCUGAAGCUGGGGGCCCAGGUGAUGCUGGUAAAGAACCUGGCCGUGUCUCGGGGCCUGGUGAAUGGCGCUCGCGGCAUGGUGGUCGGGUUCGAGGCUGAAGGGAGAGGGCUGCCCCAGGUGCGGUUCCUGUGUGGAGUCACUGAGGUCAUUCGCGCUGACCGCUGGACGGUGCAGGCUGCCGGGGGCCAGCUCCUCAGCCGGCAGCAGCUGCCACUCCAGCUGGCCUGGGCAAUGUCCAUCCACAAGAGCCAGGGCAUGUCCCUGGAUUGCGUGGAGAUCUCGCUGGGUCGUGUGUUUGCCAGCGGCCAGGCCUACGUGGCUCUUUCCCGGGCCCGCAGCCUGCAGGGCCUGCGUGUGCUGGACUUCGACCCCACCGCGGUUCGCUGUGACCCCCGUGUGCUGCACUUCUAUGCCACCCUGCGGCGGGACAGAGGCCUCAGUCUGGAGUCCCUAAGUGAAGAGGAGGAAACCUGGGGCCAGGAGAACACAGACCCAAACCUCUGA
Carlito syrichta (Philippine tarsier) is the source of this 1443-nucleotide messenger RNA. It is a transcript of the gene PIF1, whose product is annotated as PIF1 5'-to-3' DNA helicase. The transcript is spliced from 12 exons. Gene Ontology annotation, molecular function: DNA helicase activity. The coding region runs from base 1 to 1443 and encodes 480 amino acids. The record is from RefSeq and is a predicted model, not a curated record. NCBI's taxonomy places the organism in Eukaryota, Metazoa, Chordata, Mammalia, Primates, Tarsiidae. Gene Ontology annotation, biological process: telomere maintenance; DNA repair.